Molecule: messenger RNA, 648 nt
Organism: Hibiscus syriacus
Lineage: Eukaryota; Viridiplantae; Streptophyta; Magnoliopsida; Malvales; Malvaceae
Exons: 2
Coding region: 1-648 (215 amino acids)
Source: RefSeq, a predicted model, not a curated record
AUGGAGUUACCAUUGGAGGAGUUUGACUUGAUUUUUAGCAUGGAUUGGUUGAACAAGCAUCGAGUUAAUCUCAAUUGUGAAACUAAAAGAGUUGUUCUGAAGACUCAGGAUAACCGAAAGAUUAUGAUGAUCGGGGAACGUCGUGGAUUCUUGACAAAUGUUGUGUCUGCUUUGGUAGCUGAUAGGAUGAUCAUGAAGGGUUCCGAGGCGUUUCUUGCUUAUAUUCUGGAUACUAUGAGUUCCUUAUCUGACAUUGAAGGCAUCCGGACUGUUAAAGAUUUUCCUGAUGUUUUUCCUGAAGAGUUGCAUGGAUCACCUCCGGAUAGAGAAGUUGAGUUUGAGAUUGAAUUCUAUUAUGGUUCCGCCCCGAUUUCGAUGGCUCUUUACCUUGUGUUCAUCGAUGAAAUACUGGUGUAUUCUCAAACUGAAGCAGAGCAUGAUGAGUACUUGAGGAUCGUUUUACAAACUCUGAGGGAAAACAAGUUGUACGUCAAGUUAAACAAGUGUGAGUUUUGGCUCAGUGAAGUGAAUUUUCUUGGACAUAUCAUUUCUGCUGAGGGUAUCCGGGUGGAUCCGAGUAAAAUGGAGGUUAUUCUGAACUGGAAGCAACCCAAGAACAUCUCAGAGAUACUAGUUUCUUGGGCUUAA